GUAUCAUGGCGUUAGUAGCUGAACGGACACGAGACCGCGAGACCGCGAGAGACUUGAAUCGAAAGCAGAAAAUAGCAUUCAAUACUUACUUAAUACUUACAAUGCAGAGCCAGACGAAUCUGAACUGGGGCAUUGCAGCGGCGGGCAGGAUAACGCAGGACUUUGUCACCGCCCUGGGAACGGUGGAGAAGUCCCGCCAUGUGGUGGUCGCUGUGGCCGAUGUGGAUGGCCAGCGGGCUCAGGAGUUCGCCCAGAGGAACCAGAUCCCCAGACACUACGAUGGAUUCGAUUCCUUGGCUCUGGAUCGCGAGGUGGAUGUGGUAUAUGUGGGCACCCUGAAUCCAUUUCACUAUGCCGUCGUCCAUCUGAUGUUGGCCCGCGGUAAAAAUGUCCUGUGCGAAACACCAAUGUGCCUGGGUUUGGAACAGGCCAAGGAGUUGUAUGCUUUGGCAGAGCAACGUGGAGUAUUCCUAAUGGAGGGCAUGUGGUCACGUUUUUUCCCCAGCUACGACCGUUUGAGGGAACUGCUGAACAACGAUGUCAUUGGAGAGGUGACCCAGGUGAAGAUCCAACAUGGUUUCCGUUUGGCCCACAUGGAGCGCGUGUGCAAUCGCUCCCUGGGAGGCUCCAUCCUCAUGGAUCUAGGCAUCUAUGCCCUGCAACUGGGCCAGUUUGUUUUCGGUGCUUCGCCCGUCAAAAUCUUGCCAAGCGGAACGCAAUUGAACAAGGAUCGGGUGGAUGUGCAGGGUGAGUUCAUGCUGGACUAUGGAGAUGGACGGAGAUUGGUGGCUUUGGUCACGGGACUGGAGAACCUGGAGAACGAUGCCGUCAUCACGGGCACCAAAGGCGAGAUUAAGCUGUCCAACUACUGGUGCUGCACUCUAUUGAGCCGCUCUAAUGGUCCUCCCGAAUCCUGGCCUCUGCCGCAGGCCAAGUUUGAUUUCCACUACACAAAUACCUGCGGAUUGAGGUACGAGGCGGAGGAAGUGCGUCGCUGCAUAGAGAAACGUCUGCUGGAGAGUCCUAAAUUCACGCACGCUGAAAGUCUGGAACUAAUAGCCAUUACCGACGAGAUGCGACGACAGAUUGGGGUCACCUACGAUGUCUAGGCCUUAAGAAAUAAUAGAAAAUAUUAGUUUUAAAUAAAAAUUGGUAACUUAA
Drosophila elegans is the source of this 1161-nucleotide messenger RNA. RefSeq names its product trans-1,2-dihydrobenzene-1,2-diol dehydrogenase. The record is from RefSeq and is a predicted model, not a curated record. Lineage: Eukaryota; Metazoa; Arthropoda; Insecta; Diptera; Drosophilidae. Gene Ontology annotation, molecular function: nucleotide binding. The transcript is spliced from 3 exons. Bases 6 to 1109 code for a protein of 367 amino acids.